Messenger RNA from Hippopotamus amphibius kiboko, 5729 nucleotides. RefSeq names its product zinc finger protein 665-like. Lineage: Eukaryota; Metazoa; Chordata; Mammalia; Artiodactyla; Hippopotamidae. The coding region runs from base 559 to 4923 and encodes 1454 amino acids. Gene Ontology annotation, biological process: regulation of transcription by RNA polymerase II. The transcript is spliced from 8 exons. Gene Ontology annotation, cellular component: nucleus. The record is from RefSeq and is a predicted model, not a curated record. Gene Ontology annotation, molecular function: RNA polymerase II transcription regulatory region sequence-specific DNA binding; DNA-binding transcription factor activity, RNA polymerase II-specific.
AUAGGCAACAGAGGAAAACAUAGUUGAAUGGGCUUCAUCAACAUAAAAAACUUUGUGCAUCAAAGAACACUAUCAACAGAGUGAAAAGGCAACCCACAGAAUAAGAGAAAAAUUUUGCAAAUCGUAUCUCUGGUAAAGGAUUAUUAUUUCGAGUAUAUAAAGACCUCCUACAACUGGAAAACAAACAACCCAACUACAAAAGAGGGAAAACACUUGGGUAGACAUUUCUCCACAGAAGAUAUACACAUGGCCGGUUGACAUCUUAAGACUCCUGUUGCCUGAGAAGGAAGCCCUGAAGAGGAAGAAGAGGAGGCUCUUUCUCAGAUCACAAAUUUAUCUAUUCUGGUGGGAAUCAAGAUGGCGGAGUAGGAGGACGUGGGCUCACUCCCUCUUGCAAGAGCAGUGGAAUUACAACUUACUGCUGAACAAUCAUCCACAGAAAGAUACUGGAAUUCACCAAAAAAAAAAAAACCCCACAUCCAGAAACAAAGGAGAGGCCACAAUGAGACGGUUUAUAAAUCCAGCAAAAUAGUGCAAUUCAUAGAAACGAAGAAGAGAAUGGUGCUUGCCAGCGUCUGCGAGAAAGGAAAAAUGAAGAGUUGCUGUUCAAAAAGAAUACAUUUUCAGUUAUGCAAGGGACUGUUGACCUUCCAGGAUGUGGCCAUAGAUUUCUCUGCAGAGGAGUGGGACUGCCUGGACCUCAAGCAACGGGAAUUGUACAGGGAUGUGAUGUUAGAGAACUACAGGAACCUGGCCUCCUUGGGACUUCUUGACUCUAAGCCAGACCUGGUCACCUUAUUGGAGUACAUCAAAGAUCCCUGGGAUGUAAAGAACAUGGAGACAACAGCCCUACACCCUACAGCUGUGCCUUCUCAUGAAAUCCAGUGUUUGAUGUCCAAAAAGCCAGGCUUAGAAGACUUAUUCCGAAAAGUGAUGCUGGGAAAAUAUAAAAGAUGUAGCCUUGGAGAAUUAUACUUCACGGAAGACUGGGAAUCUACGAGGCCAUGUGAAGGGCAGAGAGGAUGUCAUUAUGGACAAAACCAAAUUGGGACAGUUUCCCAUAAUGCAAACAUGACAGGCAAAAGAAAUCAAGGCUAUGAAUCAAAUUGGGGAAAACACCCAUUUAAGUCAUUUACAUUUGUAGAGAAAUGUAUGUUUGUAAGCAAAGACCCACAUCAUUUUUUGAAACGUAUAAGUUCUCUGAAAGGAAAUUUGGAAAAUCUGGAAAGUUAUCUAGUCUCUACUGCAAAUCCUCGUUCAAACCUUUCUGAACAUUGGCUUCAGUUAAACAUGCAUUCAAACCUUUCUGAACAUGGGCUUCAGUUAAACAUGCAUUCAAACAUGCCUGAAAACCAGAAGUUUAAAAAUGAGGAAAAACAAUCCAAAUAUAAUCAAUUGCAAGGAUCCUUCAACAAGGGUUCCUUAUUCUUCAACCAACAGAUAUUUUCUCCUUGUUCCAUUUUCUGUAAUGUUGAUAAUAAUGGGGGAGACUUAAUCCAACCAUCAUUGUUCAGUACAUACCAUGGUGCAGUUCAUGUGGACCAACUUUUCAUGUGGAAUAAAAUGAGUAAGGCCUUAAGCAAGAGCUCUACCUUCAAUAAUUACAGCAGAAUUUCUAAAGGAGUGAGAAGCUAUUCAUGCAAUGAAACUGGGUGUGAUGUUGACCAAGACUCAAAGUUUAUGAAACAUCAACGACCUCAAUUUUCAGACAGUAAUACCCAAAGUAGUGAAUGUAGGAAUGUCUUUCAUCAAAGCUCAAAUCUUACUACACAUAAGAGUAUUCCUAUUGGAGAGGAGACAUAUAAUUGUAGUGAAUAUAGUAAACUUUUUAACCAAUCUUCAAAACUUACUCAACAUCAGAGUAUUCAAGUGAGGCAGAAACAUUAUAAGUGUAAUGAAUGUGGAAAAGUCUUUAGUACAUCAUCAUAUGUAUGUAGACAGAGACAAAUUCAUACUGGAAGGAAACCUUUCAAAUGUACAAAAUGUGGCAAAGCCUUUAUCCACAGUUCAAGCCUUAAUCAAUAUCAGCGAAUUCAUAAUGAAGAAAAGUCUUAUAAAUGUAGAGAAUGUGGCAAGGCCUUUAUGUGCCAUAAAAGCCUAACUCGACAUCAGCGAACUCAUACUCAGGAGAAACCUUACAAAUGUAAAGAAUGUGGCAGGGCCUUUGAUCACAACUCGGAUCUUACUCAACAUCAGCGAAUUCAUACUGGGGAGAAACCUUAUAAGUGUAGAGAAUGUGGGAAAGCCUUUAAUCGGAGCUCAAAUCUUAGUAGACAUCAGCGAGUUCAUAAUGAAGAAAAGUAUUAUAAAUGUAUAGAAUGUGGCAAAGCCUUUAACUGGCAUGCAAGCCUAACUCGACAUCAGCGAAUUCAUACUGGGGAGAAUCCUUACAAAUGUAUAGAAUGUGGCAAAGCCUUUAAUCACAAGUCAGAUCUUACUAAACAUCAGCGAAUUCAUACUGGGGAGAAACCUUAUAAAUGUAGAGAAUGUGGGAAAGCCUUUAAUCAGAGCUCAAAUCUUAGUACACAUCAGCGAAUUCAUAAUGCAGAAAAGUCUUAUAAAUGUAUAGAAUGUGGCAAAGCCUUUAACAGUUGCUCAACUCUUACUCGACAUCUGAUUGUUCAUGGUACAGAAAAACCUUAUAAAUGUAUAGAGUGUGGGAAAGGCUUUAAGCAGAGCUGUCACCUCACUCGACAUCAGAGAGUACAUACUGGAAAGAAACAUUACAAGUGUAACAAAUGUGGAAAAGUCUUUACUAUAUCAUCACAUCUAAGUAGACACAGACAAAUUCAUACUAGAAGGAAACCUUUCAAAUGUACAGAAUGUGGUAAAGCCUUUAAUCAGAGAUCACAUCUUACUCUUCAUCAGCGAAUCCAUACUGGAGAGAAGCGUUGUAAAGGUACAGAGUGUGGGAAAGCCUUUAAGCAGCACUCAGGUCUUACUCAACAUCAGCUAAUUCAUACUGAAGAAAAGUCUUAUAAAUGUAUAGAAUGUGGCAAGGCCUUUAUUCGUAGCUCAAAACUUACUAAACAUCAGCGAAUCCACACUGGGGAGAAACCAUACGAGUGUAAAGAAUGUGGCAAAGCCUUUACACAAAACUCAAUUCUUACUGAACAUCAGCGAAUUCAUACUGGGGAGAAACCAUACAAGUGUAAGGAAUGUGGCAAGGCCUUUACUCAAAACUCAAGUCUUACUAAACAUCAGCGAAUUCAUACUGGGGAGAAACCAUACAAAUGUAAAGAAUGUGGUAAAGCCUUUACUCAUAGCUCAAAACUUACUGAACAUCAGCGAAUUCAUACUGGGGAGAAACCAUACAAGUGUAAGGAAUGUGGCAAAGUCUUUACUCACAGCUCAGAUCGUACUAAACAUCAGCGAAUUCAUACUGGGGAGAAACCUUACAAAUGUAUAGAAUGUGGCAAGGCCUUUAUUCGUAGCUCAAAACUUACUGAACAUCAGCGAAUCCAUACUGGGGAGAAACCAUACAAAUGUAAGCAGUGUGGCAAGGCCUUUACUCAGAACUCAGGUCUUACUAAACAUCAGCGAAUUCAUACUGGAGAGAAACCAUACAAAUGUGAAGAAUGUGGCAAAGCCUUUACUCAUAGCUCAAAACUUACUCAUCAUCAGCGAAUUCAUACUGGGGAGAAACCGUACAAAUGUAAAGAAUGUGGCAAAGCCUUUAAUCAUAGCUCAAAACUCAUUUAUCAUCAGCGAAUUCAUACUGGGGAGAAACCGUACAAAUGCAUGGAAUGUGGCAAGGCCUUUAUUCGUAGCUCAAAACUUACUGAACAUCAGCGAAUCCAUACUGGGGAGAAACCAUACAAAUGUAAGGAAUGCGGCAAGGCCUUUACUCAAAAGUCAGGUCUUAAUAAACAUGAGAGAAUUCAUAUUGGGGAGAAACCAUACAAAUGUAAGGAAUGUGGCAAAGCCUUUAAUCAUAGCUCAAAACUUACUGAACAUCAGAGAAUUCAUACUGGAGAGAAACCAUACACAUGUAAAGAAUGUGGCAAAGCCUUUAAUCAUAGCUCAAAACUUACUCAUCAUCAGCGAAUUCAUACUGGGGAGCAACCAUACACAUGUAAAGAAUGUGGCAAAGUCUUUACUAAUAGCUCAGAUCGUACUAAGCAUCAGCGAAUUCAUACCGGGGAGAGACCUUAUAAGUGUAGAGAAUGUGGGAAAGCCUUUAAGCUGAGCUCAAACCUUAGUACACAUCAGCGAAUUCAUAGUGAAGAAAAGCAUUAUAAAUGUAUAGAAUGUGGCAAGGCCUUUAACUGGCUUACAAGCCUAACUCUGCAUCAGCGAAUUCAUACUGGGGAGAAACCUUACAAAUGUGUAGAAUGUGGCAAAGCCUUUAUUCGUAAGUCAAGACUUACUGAACAUCAGCGAAUCCAUACUAGAGAGAAACCUUAUAAAUGUAGAGAAUGUGGCAAAGCCUUUAAUCAGAGCUCACACCUUACUAAACAUCAGAGAAUUCAUACUGGGGAGAGACCUUAUAAAUGUAGAGAAUGUGGGAAAACCUUUACUCAGAGCUCAAGUCUUAGUAAACAUGAGCGAAUUCAUAAGGCUGAAAAGUCUUAUAAAUGUACAGAAUGUGGCAAGGCCUUUAAGUGGCGUGAAAGCCUAACUCUGCAUCAGCGAGCUCAUACUGGGGAGAAACCGUACAAAUGUGUAGAAUGUGGCAAGGCAUUUUAUCAGAAGUCAGAUCUUCUUAAACAUCAGCGAACUCAUACUGGGGAGAAACCAUACAAAUGUAAAGAAUGUGGCAAAGCCUUUAACAGUUGCUCAACUCUUACUCGAUGUCCGAUGAUUCAUGGUGCAGAGAAACCUUCUAAAUGUACAGAGUGUUGGAAAGGCUUUAAGAACUCUCACCUCACUCAACAUCAGAGAGUACAUGCUGGAAAUAAAGCUUACAAAUGUAAUAAGUGAUGAAAGAGGUUUGUCUGAAAUAUCCACUGUAAAAAACGCCAGAGUACGUAAGUAAAGGUAUUUGAAUGAUGUAUACAAUGUAGAAAGGUAUUUAAUCAAAAAUGAUAAGAGAAGGCACACUAGAAAUCAUUCAGUCAAUACCUAUUUUCUCUGAUCAGUGUCAAUGAGAAUACGACAGGAAGUCAUCAAUAGUUAUAACAAGUGGAAAAUUGACAUGGUGGUGGGGAUCCCAAGAUGAAGGGAUGGAUGUUUGUACAGGUACAGUGAUUAUCAUUCUAUCCUUGUUUAUAUUGACAUGAUUUGAGAUUAUUUGAAAACCAAAAUGAAUGUAAUUAAACUCACAGAUUACCACAAGCUGUGCUUUGUGUCUAGUGUGUGUGAACUGAUGUUUAUGAUUGUUGCCGCCUCAAAGGAGGGAGAAGCCCUUCUAUACGAGGUGGGAAUAAUUUAUACUAGCUUUCCAUUAGACCAGCGGUCCCCAACCUUUUUCCCACCAAGGGCCAGAUUUGUGGAGGAUGAUUUUUCCAUGGCCGUGGUGUGGGGAGGGCAGUUCAGGAAGUAAUGGGAGUGAUGGGGAGUCGGAGAUGAAGCUUCUCUUACUGGCCAGAAACUCACCUACUGUGUGGUAACCAUCCGUGGCCCAGGGGUUGGGGACCCCUGCAUUAGAAGAUUAAGGACACCAUAAUGUAGAAUGUACAGUUAGUUUCCUUACUGGCCUUAAACCUGAAAUAAUGCCAUGUAAUUUCCAUAUUUCUCUCUUGUAUCUUUCCCCCUUUCUGUAACUACUGGAACACUGUGGUGGUCAU